Messenger RNA from Laetiporus sulphureus 93-53, 1237 nucleotides. RefSeq lists its product as uncharacterized. The record is from RefSeq and is a predicted model, not a curated record. Gene Ontology annotation, biological process: regulation of DNA-templated transcription. Gene Ontology annotation, molecular function: zinc ion binding; DNA-binding transcription factor activity, RNA polymerase II-specific. The transcript is spliced from 3 exons. Lineage: Eukaryota; Fungi; Basidiomycota; Agaricomycetes; Polyporales; Laetiporaceae. The coding region runs from base 7 to 1230 and encodes 407 amino acids.
UCCAUAAUGUCCUUUCCUCAACGCGACGAUGCAUGCUUUGAUGCCUCUCGUCCUUCGCAUCUCAGCAGAGCGGCGGCUGUCGGUCUCAACAUCGCGGUGACCUCAGGGAUGCAGGACGUCUCUGGUCCACACGCCCCCUCACCAGCAGCAUACUCCGAGUAUUCCGCUAUGCCUUCCACCCCCGCGACGCCGUCCGACGCGCCGGCGACCCCACUGGACGCCAACAGGAACUCUGAAGACUCGUGGAACCUCAUCCCGUACAACGUGCCUUGGGGGUCGGAGUACUUUGACUACCAACCAGGGACCCUGCCUGGUCCCGACGGCUCUUGCGUCUUCCUUCGUUCUCCGACUCCUCUCAAAAACAAGCGCACGACGCGGGCUUGCACCAAGUGUCGCGAGCGAAAGGCAAAAUGCAGCGGAACACGGCCCACAUGCUCACGGUGUCUGUCUCGUGGAUACAUCUGCCAGUACGAUCUUGAUGACUCAAAACGGAGUAGCGCUGCGAACCUCGCUCGGCAACGGCGGCGUAGCCAGGCAACGUUAUCGACAUCUUCCUCCUUUUCCUCCCUGAGGAGCGUGACCGCCUUCUCCGACCGCUCUGACUACUCCCAGGCAUCAUCGUCGCUGAGACGCGAGCUCGUCGAGGCGUCGUCGUCGACGAGCAGUCUUGCCUAUUCGGUCGCGUCCACCGCAUCGACCACGUCAACGUCGAGCGAGCCCCUCGAGGCGUGGUGGCCGUUCGAACGGCCGCCCUCGGCGAGCUACAUCCCGUUUGCAGAGGGGAUGCCGGCGGAUCCAUACCCGAAAAGCAUCCACGCGAUUUCGGAGGAGGCCAACUUUCCGUCGGCAAUGUCCGUGCACGCCCCGCGGCCAGUCAAAUGUUCGCAAGCGGUGCCCUUCCUGACGCAUGUGCAAACAGAGAUGAGCGAGGCGGUUUCCGCAGGGGGCUUUGCUGACGCGUCGAUGUCGAUCGCUGUCGCCGACGACAUGGACGUGAAUGCGUACGCGUACGUCGGGUUGGACCCGUUCGACCCGCACUCGUACGGUUUCUCCGGUGAUCAUAUGUUGUUUCAGCCCUUUGCGAUGCCGCCGACGUACCUCUCCCCGUUCGGGGCGAUGGAGCAGGACAUGAUGCAGACGCACUACGAGCCGCCAUCGACGGCGGCGUCGGGGUAUAAUCAGGACAUUGGCAUUGUUCCGCAGCGGACGUACGACGCCUUUGUGGCUUGAGGUCUCA